Molecule: messenger RNA, 1174 nt
Organism: Anolis sagrei ordinatus
Lineage: Eukaryota; Metazoa; Chordata; Lepidosauria; Squamata; Anolidae
Source: RefSeq, a predicted model, not a curated record
UAUUGGUAUGAUGGUGAGGAAGUGGGAGAGCUGCCACUGGACUUCGAUGUCAUUUGGGAUGGAGACUUUGCGAUUGACAAGCCGCCAGGAUUCAAAGCUUUGUUGUACAAAUGUUCUGCCCAGCGUUCUAGCUGUGGCCUGUGCCUCAAGUCGGACCCACGCUAUGAGUGCGGUUGGUGUGUUCCCGAACGUCGGUGUCUCUUGCGGCCUCAUUGCCCUGCUUCCCGUCAGAAUUGGGUGCCGCCAGGCCGGCGGGGCGCUCGCUGUGCCCACCCUCGGAUCACCCAAGUACUGCCACUAACUGGCCCCAAGGAAGGAGGGACACGGGUGACAGUUUGGGGCGAGAACCUGGGGCUACAUUUCUUUGAGGUGGGGGUCCGUGUGGCUGGGGUGCGCUGCAGCUCUCUUCCUGCGGAGUACAUCAGUGCUGAAAGGCUGGUGUGUGAACUGGAACCAUCGCUUCUACCAGACCCUCCGCCUGGGCCAGUGGAGCUCUGUGUCGGGGACUGCAGUGCUGACUACCGGACCCAGUCGGACACUCCCUUCACUUUUGUGACUCCCAGUUUUUAUGGAGUGGACCCAGAACGAGGUCCCACUUCAGGAGGGACGAAAAUCAGCCUCCUAGGGACCCAUCUGGAUGCUGGAAGCAAUGUCAGUGUUGCAAUCCGAGGAGCGCCGUGUCGGCUGAUCAGACGCAGUGCGGGGGAGAUUGUCUGCCUGUCUCCCCCCUCGGUGCUAGGCCCGGGCCCUGCCAAUCUCAGCCUUCGCAUCGACCGCGCUAACAUCAGCACCAAUGGCACCAUCUCCUUCCGCUACAGCCCUGACCCAGUUGUCACAGCAAUAGAGCCCGCCUGGAGCAUUGCCAAUGGUAGCACCAGCCUCACAGUGAGUGGGACUCACCUGCUGACAAUUCAGGAGCCACGGGUUCGAGCUGCCUAUGGUGGAAUAGAAACCAUCAAUGUGAGUUCUUUGUGGAAGUCAAAACUAAUGAGAACUGAGCAUGUCUCACCGCAUGGAGGAGGGGAGGGGUGGAGAGCCUGUUGUGAGAAGUAGAGGAGUCAUUAAUUAAUUCAGCCCUUGGCUUAAUUAAACAUGGCCCUUUGCUAGUCAGCAGUUCAGUCUUUUAAGAUAAGUGCAAGAGAGAGUGAGAGAGCACACAGAAGGAUAGUCCCAC